AUGAAGCUCAACAUUGCGUACCCCGCCACGGGGUGCCAGAAGAAGCUCGACAUCGACGACGAUGCUAAGCUGCGCGCCUUCUACGACAAGCGCAUUUCCCAGGAGGUCGAUGGCGAGGCUCUGGGCGAGUUCAAGGGCUACAUCUUCAAGAUUAAGGGUGGCCAGGACAAGCAGGGCUUCCCCAUGAAGCAGGGUGUGCUGACCCCCGGCCGCGUGCGCGUGCUCAUGUCCCCCGGCGACUCCUGCUUCCGCGGGCACGGCCGCCGCGACGGCGAGCGCCGCCGCAAGUCGGUCCGCGGCUGCAUCGUCUCCUCCGACCUCUCCGUCCUGAACCUGGUGAUCGUGAGGAAGGGCGUGGCGGAGCUGCCCGGCCUGACCGACGAGGAGAAGCCGCGCCAGCGUGGGCCCAAGCGCGCCUCCAAGAUCAGGAAGAUGUUCAACCUGACCAAGGACGACGAUGUGCGGCACUACGUCAAGAUCUACGGGCGCAAGAUCGAGAAGAAGAACGGCAAGACCACCAUCAAGGCGCCCAAGAUCCAGCGCCUGGUCACCCCCCGCACCCUGCAGCACAAGCGGCACCGCGCCGCGCUCAAGGCGCGCCGCAUCGAGUCCAAGAAGACGCAGCAGGCGGAGUACCACAAGCUGCUGGUCUCCAGGCUGAAGGAGGAGCGCGAGCGCCGCAGCGAGUCCCUCGCCAAGAAGAGGGCCCUGCGCGUGCAGAGCCAGGCCUCCAAGGAGUAG
This is a messenger RNA of Auxenochlorella protothecoides, 741 nucleotides long. RefSeq names its product 40S ribosomal protein S6. Lineage: Eukaryota; Viridiplantae; Chlorophyta; Trebouxiophyceae; Chlorellales; Chlorellaceae. The record is from RefSeq and is a predicted model, not a curated record. Gene Ontology annotation, cellular component: ribosome. The transcript has 4 exons. Gene Ontology annotation, molecular function: structural constituent of ribosome. Gene Ontology annotation, biological process: translation. Bases 1 to 741 code for a protein of 246 amino acids.